AUGUAUUUCCUCCGCAUCGCCACCGUAGCAGUUGCCGCUAUGCUGUCCACCACCGGUCUAGCUUGCAAGUGUUUUACGAAUGGCAACCCAAACGACGGACAGACGCGUACGUGCUGCUCUCAAUACCAUGGUGUUUUCCACGGAAACGACUGCGCGGCCAGCUCCAUCUCGGAACACCUCCGCGGUUUCCGUAGCUGCUGUGGCGGUCAAUCCGACUGCGACUUU
Molecule: messenger RNA, 225 nt
Organism: Pseudomassariella vexata
Lineage: Eukaryota; Fungi; Ascomycota; Sordariomycetes; Amphisphaeriales; Pseudomassariaceae
Exons: 1
Source: RefSeq, a predicted model, not a curated record